Molecule: messenger RNA, 7954 nt
Organism: Spirometra erinaceieuropaei
Lineage: Eukaryota; Metazoa; Platyhelminthes; Cestoda; Diphyllobothriidea; Diphyllobothriidae
Source: the annotation of a GenBank genome assembly
AUGUUCGCUUCCCACCCUCAGCCGGCAGCGGAGCCAAAAACCGACCACUUUGCCGGCUGGUUGGCCGAGUCGCAGCUUGACCUCCAGUACACCCUUCAGGGCCGUCAGCCCGACUCCAGCAGUUUGGCCAUCGGCGGCGCCUGCGAUGUCCUCAGUUUGCCGCAGUCAUUUGGGUAAGUAGGCACUGGAAUCUAGCCCAUCAGAGUGCAAGCUUGUUUCUCACUGCUGCCGGGUCGAUCAGAAAUCGACGACCUGUCGAGUAAGCCCCAUCAGACCGCACCACUUCCGUUCUCACUGAUUUACUCCCCCCCCCCCCUCUCCUCCCCCACAACGAUGAAAUUUUUCGCCGGCCAUUUUCUCCAUCGAAUACCCACUUAACCGUUUCUAGACUCGCAUUCAAAUGUGCAAGUCCAGAAAUACAUCUCAGUCGAUUUUUCGAUUGGUUAUUCUAUAGGCCAAUCGAAAAGUGUAUUAAAAAUGAACCCUGUUCCUCAUUCUGCGGUUUUCAUUUCCCCCUUGUUGUCUCCCACUGCUGUUUGGUCGAUCCAAAGUUGGCGACCUGUCCGGUAAGCCCUUGAGCCUCACCACCUCCGUCCCCCUCGGUUUUCCUCUACAACGCCGCCCUUCACAAAGAGAACCAAGUUACUCAGGUGUGCAAACUCGUAAACAUCCUACUCGAUUUUUUAUCUGACCAGUUUCUAACCAGCAAAUGUUAAGGGGAAUCGCGGAAUGAAUUAAAAGUCAUCCCGGGGUCCCAGUUGUCACUGUCUGCUGUUUUCUCCGUCACGGGCAAAUUUUGUGCUUCUAUCAGGUCCUAAACCGGUUAUAACAACCUUUUUCUGGAAGGAGCUAUUUGCUCUGCAAGCCUCAUUCUUUGGUUUCCCAUUGACCGUCAGUAAACAUCCCGUUUGUAAUUAUCUUUUGUGUGGCUGUGUAGAAUGCGGUGAGGGGGGGGGGUGGAUGCAUGUCUUCAAAGCAUUCCGAAGAUGUCGGGCUUUUGUGAACUUCCAGGCUUAAAAAUUGCACAGUUCCGGUCUUUUAAUGCUGACUAGUCUGUCCUACACAGCAUUGCCUGCAAACUCUUUUGAGGAGCUGAUUUAAGCGGUUGGCAGUAAAUUCCAAUAAUUCUCUUGAAAUUAUGACAAUAUCCUUGCCAUCCGUGUGUUGUAAAAAGUGGAAUGAUUUUUCUUUUUGAUUUUACUAUAGCCAUUCUUUUUAGGAAGGAUGCCCUACGAGCAUUCGUGUAUUGUAAAAAAAAAUUAAAAUACAAGCAAAAAUUUCAGCUGAACACUGAGUAUUAAAAGCUGUAAGUGUAGAUAAGACGCAGGGCGGUCGGCUAGCGAAUCAGUUGAGCAAUUAUACCGCGCAGACUUCCGGCGGAGUAUGGCAGAAAGUGCCUGGGACCGGCCAAGGAAACUACACGAUCCUUAAAUCAGGAUGGAGCCGUUACGUGUGUGCUACCCUGUAAGCGACGAGGACCGCUUUUGUCUGCUGACUUACGCGUCAUACGAUUUACCAUUAAAAAACCUUCCGCAACAUUCUUCAUCUACACGGGCCGCUCAUGAGCCUGCCCCCGGUCAUAUGUGAAACCUGGGGGUGCUGCGGGGGGAUUUUUUGCGUUCGCAAGCCAAUGUCGGUCUGGCGACGGCAUCUUUUUCUUCCCCUCCCCCCACCUAAAAGGGGCGAGCUUCGCACAUCGAGCUCGAGAACGGGUCGCGGCUUUGGUGCAGAGUUGGCAGAUUUCGCGAAUUAGACUGGGUCUCCUACGAGAUUACAUGUCGCUUUCGCUGCAGAAUUCUUCAGUAAUAAAGGUAGAACUGGACUGGUGUUAUGGAAUGACUGACUAGCGAGUAUAACUUGCUCUUUACAAUCGCAUCUGGAUCAAGCUUCAUCAUCGGGUCGAGGCAAAUGGUUAUGUGAUUGGAUGUGGUUACUGACUUUGUUCAGAGAACAAACGCAGACAUUGCCGCAGCAAAUUAGAGAGCGAAAAAAUGAAUUUGACUUCGAAAUAUAUGUAACUAGUUAAGGGGUUUUGAUAAAAAGGUAUAUGAGCUGCUUGCUGGCCAAUUCUCACGUAGAUAUUCAACCGGACGAUAUCAAUCGAAAUAUUAGGCAAAGUUCCUACUCCCCCCCCCCCCCCAAUGAACAUCUUGAAGUACUUUUCGGUUGUAAAAAAUCGGAAUCCAUAGUAACGGUAGAGGCUAUAAUCUCUUCCUCAGACUUAACGGUCACCAAACAGUCGGGGUCACCCAGGCGUGGGAUUGACUUGUCCGACUGACGAUGACUACUAUGCCGAAACUAGCCGUUGCAGUCUGCCUCACCUUUCCCUGUGUCUCUUUUGCAUCAUGGCCAUACUUCUACGGCCUGCGAUGUUUCGCGUUUUGCCAGUGAGCUGGUUUCUUCAUUUUGCCUCCUCCCAAACUGUAUUGCGCAAUUCGGUUUCCACACACAAUUCGCCUCCCCCCGCAUGCUGUUUUUCGGUUUAAAUGCAUCCUUAUGCACCCUUUUUAUCAGUCACUCAAUCUUGGCGAUGAUGGAAACCACAAGCUCUUCCCGCAUUAACCCUCUCCUCCCCCCCCCCCCCCGAGGCGCGCCCAGUACUCGCCGGCACAGUGUUGGCGACAGGCGUUUAGGUCUGAGCAUUUGUCCCGCUCCGAAGCUCUAUCACAGGCAGGGAGCCUAAUGUAUGCCAGAAUGUCGGCUUUUAGUUGAGUGUCCGGAGACGCAGAAGGUCUGACAUAUUGUUUGCUGAAGUAGGCUUUUACUAGACCCCACUAUUUUUAGCAACAGUUGAAACGCUUCUUUCUCUGCUUGUCGGCAUUUUGUCCAUUAUGGGUAUGGUCAGACGAAGUCGAGCACCACUGCACGUAAAUAUUUUGGUCCUCGUGGAUGGUACGUCGUUUUCUUUGCCUCCACCGACUGGCUAGUAGAGAUGAGCCGAAAUGUUUUCUCUCCUCCCCCAUGUGCAUGCUUCUAGUGUGACAACUGUACACCACUAUGGUCUACUGACUGGGCAGAUCCUUUCGCUGUAGCGGGGUCUGGGCCUCCCUCCUGCUUAAGACUGCGUGCUGUCCCCCCCCCCCGACAGUAGCCUUUCAUGUUUACUUCUUUCACGGUUAACUCCGACGCCCCCUCCUUCAAAGUGGUCCUUAGAGUCGCUGAAUUUUACGAUCAUCAGGCAUGACGGUUUCAUGGCAAAAAGUUUGCCUCAUUUCAUUUGUAGGAAGUCCCACUUGAUUUAUGUGGCAUGGUUGGCUAAGUAAAACAAUUUUAGUUAACAUACCUAACUGAGACACCCGCUGUAUUAGGAAGGGAAGAAGAGCGCAAACAGAGCUCGAAGCACGCGCAGAGAAGCAAAUGAAGUCGGCGUGUACACACUCCCCCCCCCCGCGACACAGGCACUCGCAGGAUUGAGAGGAUAAGGAGGGCGAGCAAUCACAACUGGAAGGCCACGGAGGGAGCCGCGUGUUUGUCCGCAGUGCAUGGCCACUAUAGUGGGGGCGACGGAGUUCCACUCCGUCCGAACAGUUCCAUCAGCAAACCUACUCAUCCACUCACUGGAUUGAGAUGAUAAAUAGAGCGCAAGCAGGCCUCGAAGCACGCGCAGGGAAGCGCGUGUGAACUGAUGCCUCAUGUUACCCAGGCUGGCGUAUAAACACUCCCUCCCCCGGGGCACAGACACUCGCCGAAUUAAAACAGUAAGGAAGGCGUAAACACGAGAUACAAGUAAAGUCAACAUAAUCUCACGUACUAAAAUUGUUUUAGGAAGCUAACCAUAUGACGUCAAUCAAGUGAGGUUGCAGGACAAAACCCCGCCCCUUCGUAUUCUACAGUCCAUCCGCCAACUUUCCUACAUGAAACGAUGCCUUAGCAAUCAUGAUUGGAAAGUUUGCUAACUGCCAAUAAAAACGAAGAGACGAGUCCCAGGAAGCAGUCUCGAAGAAGCAGAAACGAUCGCUGGUACAAGAGCUUUAUUAGCCUGACGUUUCGGAUUCCUGCCCGAACAUAUCAUCAGAGACAAAACUAGAUACCAGUUUGCCAACUGGCGAGACGAUUCGGUUUUUGAGACGGAGAGCGGGAUCGUGGUGGCCGUUAUAAGAGCGCUCGGAAUACGCGAGGCCUAGUCAAGGUGGGGUUAGGGACGACUGUGUGUGCUGCGACUUUGGAAGUGGUGGAGUUUCCGAUAUAUGGUAUCAAUCAAGUGGGACUGCAGGAUCAAACCUCGCCCACGUUUUUAUUGCCGACUGGAAUCAAACGAAAAGCAUUCCGAUCACCCGCCCUUCCAACGCGCAUUUCGAACCACGGUCGAACUCGUGAGACGGCUCUCAGUGCACCUUGGCAACGAUCACCCAGGGGGCACUUUAUCCACCCCCCCCCCCUUUGUCCAAAUCGACGAGGAUCACCACUGCCUAGGGCGGUAGCAGUGUCUUGCAUUUGAUUUGGAUUAAAUGAUGGCGAAGACUUGUGUAACCUCUAGCUGCGUAGUUCGCCAGUCCCAAGUGAUGAGGUGCACCACAAGGUGGUCACACCAGCGACAUGCACGUGAGUGCUUAUAGUGAAGCCGCAUCCACCUGCCUUCAUUCUUUUGCACGCCUAUCACCUCCUGACAGCAAGGUAAGGAAGCCAAGACAAUCAGAAAGGUUUAUAGGCGCACUGACUGGCAUGGGUAAGCAGCUUGUCUGCGUGUGCCGCGCAGGAGUGGGAAUGCGGGGGGGGGUGUCUCGCAUCUCACACGAGUGGCGGAGGUACCAAAAAGGUCACUUAGGGAAGGAGUCAUUGCGGACUGUCUCACGUCCUGAGGGAGGGAGGGCGAAUUGUUCCUUCAGUUGUCAACCUUUCACGCCUGGUCUGUCGUGCCUGGUAGUGAAUAGUGCGCUGAACUGUCGUUUACAAACGAUUCCCAGGAACUGGCUUACCAAUUUCCCUUCUCCCAUAUAUCAGCGGCCCGUACGGUGACAAAGCGACUGGAAUUAGCCUACGGCACUUAAACUGCUCCUUCACCUGCUGUGUAGAACUGUUAGGCCUGUGAGUUCAGUGGCUAUGAUUGACAAUGUAUAAAGCUCCUGUCUGACAGUUGGACUGUCCGUUGCCGACGCUGUCCACCGUGUGCUCCACAGCAGGUGGAGAGCAGGGACAGCGACUUGAGUGUGAAUUGGUUUAUAGUGACAGUAGACUCGCGCAGCAUCUACCGCACUCUCCCCUCCUUACCCACCUAGGCCCGAUGUUAAGACAAAGUCGAGAAGACCGAAGGCGAGAGAGGGCGCAGGUGGCUGGCACGGCGUAAACCUGCACCAAGGCGUAUCACCGCACCCUCUGGUCCACAACCAAUACUUGACCAGGAUUUCACACCCAAAAAGAGAAGAGUGAGGUGGCUCGGAUCCCACGGAGUGAGAUUGCCGUGGGGGCCAGAUUGUGAAGGAGCCAUUGCAGCCUGACCGACAGUCCACCAGUUCGCCAUUCCUUACGAACACUCUCUGGACUGACUGCGAUGUCCAAGUUAUGCCGUCAGUUGCUGCCUACCAAGACACGGUUUUUAGCGCACAGUGGUAGGCGUGUCGGAUUGUUUAUAGUGAGGAAAAUGCGCUGCGUCUUCGACCUCACUCUCAGGCCCCAGGAGACACACGGAAAAAGGAACCAAAAAGCACACUUUCCACUUACGUGUGAGGUGCCGUUGUUGUGGGAUUUUGGAGGGGGGUGUGUGUUGAUGGGUGUGAAUAUGUAGUACUGUGGUCGUGUCUACGGUGAUUUACCGUGGGCUUUUAUGAAUGCGCAUGCGACCCAUGCGAGGUCCCAUGCGGUUGCUGCAUUCGCGAGGGCAAGGCGGACAGUUGAGGCGACUGUGUCUGAUCCCUGUUGGUGCUGUCUUUCCUUAUUCCCUGGCCCCAGCCACUAUCGGAGCCGGUCGGUCGUCUGGUGCUGGGAAUGGGCGCAGUGGUUGGCAUAGGCAGUGGCCUCGUCUGCGCGUUCCACGUACACGACCCCUUCCCGGCCGAGGAGCACAAUUCUCACUCACGUGAGAGGUGCCAAUAACGUGCUUACGCUGUGUGAUGUUGGGUGUGUGGAAAUGUGUGAUGUAGGUGCUGAUAAGGAGAGAUGUGAGAUGGUACGGUGUAGCCGGCGGUGUUUUGCCGCAGGUCUUCAUGGAGGCGCAUGUGGCCCACCAGACCCAUGCGACGAGUGAGUGUGUGUGCGCAGUUGAGGUGACGGCGACUGAACCAGGCUUCAUAUGCACGCGUAAGGCAAACCUCAGCGGCGGCUCCAUCUGGUUUAGCCCGCCAGUUGAAGGGAUGAUCAAGGUGUGGCCGCUGCGCACAGUGCAUCUUCGUGGCGCCACAGAUGUAAGCUGAAUGCCAGAUUGGAGGAAACAGGACAAUCACAGCACGCAUUAGCUUUCGUGGAGUGAGCCAUCAUUCCUGUGAGUUGCUCUCGCAGUCUAGACAUUCCCUGCAUCCGAACGUUGAGCACAUUUUCCGCGGGCGGUACAAGUACAAGCCGACCGACAAUCUGUGCGAUGUGCGCGUAACGCUCCGUUCUGCACGCAGUCUGGUCUCAUCGCACCCCUAAAGCGGACUUCGUUUACUCGGACUUGAGACUGUUCGCAAAGGUUGACCUGUCGUCAUAGGGCUUCUGCAGAACACCUACCACAUUAUCUACUUGAUUACCGUUUUGGCUACCCGACGACACUAUCGCCGGCAAAAGAACGGGCCAGCAGAUGCCAGCGAAUAUGCGAGUUCCAGAAACUAGUUGAUAAGAAGCAGAAGCGAUCUCUGGAACAAGGGCUUUAUUCGCCUGACGUUUCGGACUCACGCUCAAACCCAUCAUCAGAGGCAAUGACAGAUAUGGGCUAGCGUACCUACCACGUGGCCCGUCUUGGGGCGUAGAAAGUAUUCACGGCAAAUGCAUAGCGGAGAAAUUCCGUUCCUGCGAAGGCCAGCAUUUAGGAGGACGUCAUUUCAUACUAAACGAGUAACAGCAACAGCGCAUCAUACGGGGAAUAUGGCCAGAAGUCAUGAAUACGUGUUGCGUAACUGCCCACUUUUUCCGGUGAUAAAACGACUCGGGACGCAAAUUCAACAAAUGCGGCAGCUUGUUAAUCUUUUUUUUAAUGAACUCCACUUAAUUUGUUAUUUUCGAAGACUUAUUCACCGUCACUGCCGAUAUUUCAGAAUCCUCAGCACCUACAGUAGGUGACGCAAGUCAUAAAACACUAGCCGGAAUAGUAAAAUGUUUUUUACCGCAUAAAGAAUUAAUUAAAUGCGGUUGUAAUACUGAUUAUUAUACAGCACAAUCCCAAUACGCACCAGGAUGCCGACUUUUAAAUUCACUACUUUCCGACCGUCCGCAAAAGCCGCACCCGAUAAAAGACGACUACAUGCUAUUGAUUUUCGACGCUCUGCAAAUCCAAGGAUAUUCUAUAAAAGCAUGCACACAUAUCCCUCCUUGUAAUCAUUUCGUAGCAGAUAACGUUUUCUCAAAAUGUUAUACUCGAGGAAAGGGUAUGUUCUGGUUUCGAAAGACUUGUACUUUGAGAUUCUUUAAGGCCGCGAAAUGUCCAUUAAAACGUUCUCCCAACUGUUUUUGUUAGUGCUGAUUGUGAAGUAUGCUACGUGUGGAUGGCAAUUUAGAUUACGAGUAACACCACGCUAAGUAGGACGGAGUGAAAUGCCGCUUACAAACACCCCGCUCAGCGUCCUCUUUUUCUGCCGUGUUAAAGAAGCAGACAACCUUGCAUCUCGCUCCGCGAUUUGUUUUUCGACCUCCAAAGCGUUUUUCCACCAUCUCCAAACAUCCCUCAUGCGUGUUUUUUUUUCAUACUUUUAGGUCGCUUUUCCUGGGCGAAACCUUCUCCUGUCACAUUAAUCUACACAACGAGAGUCUAAUUGAAUGUCGCAACGUCACCCUGAAGGCGAGUGUCUCUUCCUUCGCCUCCUCCUCCUUUUUCCUAGCCCUCUGA